This is a messenger RNA of Micropterus salmoides (largemouth bass), 1784 nucleotides long. RefSeq lists its product as uncharacterized. Lineage: Eukaryota; Metazoa; Chordata; Actinopteri; Centrarchiformes; Centrarchidae. The coding region runs from base 173 to 964 and encodes 263 amino acids. The transcript has 4 exons. The record is from RefSeq and is a predicted model, not a curated record.
CAUUAUAGAUAUUUUCGAAAUCUUUGUCAAACAUACGUAGAGCAACUUCCAUCAACGUGCAUAGUAAAUGUAACUCCAAAUUGAUCUUCGAGUAGACCGUGAACGCAACAGGAGGCAGUAGCAGGUUGCGCCUGGCCGUUGGGCAGCGGUCCAGCUAUAUUCACUGCUAACUAUGCCUGGAAAAUGUAAAUUCCAAGACUCGUGGCUCUCAAAGGGAAUUUACAAGGACUGGCUGGUUAAGGACGUUCAGGACAUUCACUUCGCCCGUUGCAGGGCCUGCUGUAAAUCAAUCAAACUUCAGACCAUGGGCGAGGCUGCUCUCACCAGCCACGCAGGGGGAGCUGGCCACAAAGCAGCGGUCCGCAAGCUAGUGGAAGCAGACAAUUUGAUGAUGAUAAAUGCUGCUGAGGAAAUGAAUGGCAGCACAAAUCGGGCUGAGGACAGCAAGGAGAAAGCGGCCAUCUGCCUCCAGCGUGACACCUUGGACAGAAUAACAGGCAGUGAUUGGUCAGAUCUGCACCACAGUCCCACUACAAACUCCACCUCCCACAAUGCCGAGCUACAGGAUGUGACAUUUCCCGCUGCCUUCUUCACAUCACCAGGCACCUCCAGGCUCAUCAGCCAGCGUCUCCACCCGUCAGGCGGUGAGACGGAGGAUGCGGGCCGCCGCUCGACUCAGCACGACUGCGUAGACCUGUCGAGACUGGAGCACCAGCAGAGAACGGAAGCUCUGGAGCAGCAGCAGCAGAUGAAGAUCCUGGAAUGGGAGAACAGGAUGAAGGUGCUGGCUUGGGAGCAGGAGCUGGUGAGGGAGAAGAGGAGAGCAACCCGGCAGAAGGAGAAGGCCUUCAGGAUGAAGAAGGCUUACUACAAAGCCAAGCUAAAGAGGAUGGGCGAGGACGUGCCGCCAUCUUCCUCCAGCAGCGGCGAUGAAGAGGAGAAAACGUCUGAUCCCACAGGAUGAACCGUAAUAGUUUAGUGCUUGUAUCAUUCUUAUGUUCUUUUGUCGGUAUGCCAUGGAACUGAUACUAUGUUUUUUUUUUUUUUUUUUUUUUUACAUUUAUUUGUACUUCAAUGAAAAAGGAAGAUUCUUUGUUGCUUUAAAUCAGCAUUUCUUACGCAAGGAGGGAAAACUUAUUUUCCUGCUAAAUAAGUAAGGCCUUUUUGGUUCGUUUGGUAGAAAAUGACAUCCUACUGAAUUACAAGUUCUGUUACUUAAAAGCAGAAGUCUGAGACAAUAUGCCAUAUGGUCAAAACGACUAUCAACUGCAAUGUGACGCCCAUCUUCUCUGUUCAAGAAAGUUUUCUCAAAGAUAUUCAACAUAAACUAAACUAGUUGAAUUCAACCCAAGUGAAAGAUAUGGUACUAAUAGACCCAUAAAAGUAAAUGGAAAUGCUAUGAAACAUGAAUGUUUUGCCCACCAUGUUGAAAAGCCUCUGGGUUACUGUGUAAAAGGGUUGGGAUCAAAAUCACAGUGAUCUUGUGUCUUAUCCGUCAUUUUAAUCACAAUGUGGCUUCAGUGAUCAAAAUGAUACGUAAUUCAUUGAUGUUUAAGGUAGUUCCUGUAAAGGUCAAAGCCUGUUCUCGGGAGAAUGUUCUUUAAAGAAUGUGCUGCGAUUACAUCUGAUCACUACAGAUGUAGAAAUGAAAUGACAUCUCUAAACGGACAAUCGUUUUACAUGAUUUUACCUGCAUAGCUUUUUUUUGCGGUGCAUGUUAAUAUGAGUAUGUAUGCUUAAACAUUUUUCUUUGCUUUGUAAAUAAAUAUUGCAUUUGAUACAAA